CCUAGCUAGAAGCGCGUUGGACGGAAAGUGAGAUCGAUAGAGAGAGAGAGAGAGAGAGAGAGAGAAGAGGGGACAGGGGACAAGUCACAAGCAGUUGUUGUUGUUGUUCAGACUUCAGAGAGAGGAUUCGGAUUUGAGGAGAGUCUGAGGAAACCUCCUUUCUCUCUCUCUUUUUUGCUCAAGCAGAGACUGGCUUACGUGCCUCCUCUCUUUUCUGACCUAAAACCCAUCAAUUUCUGGUAGGUUUCGUAAGUGUUUACGUAUUCAAUUCCUCCUUGCCCAUCUCCCAUUUCCAUUUCUUCCCUAGAUUUAUAUAUGUUCCACAAACUAUUGGGAAACUGGGCAUUGAGGAAUUGAAUUCACCGGAUACAUGUUUGUAUCGAUUGAGGGGUUUCAAUUAAGUUGUUUGGUCUCUGGGGCUGGUGUCCGAGAUAAACAAAUGAUUGCAAUGUUUGAUUUUUGUUAAUGGGUUUGUGAUUGAUCCACCGGAGCAUUGUUGGGAUCGAGUUAAUUGUUGGUGGGCUUGCUUGGUUUGGCUGUAUAUCUUUGGAUGUAUCUAGUUAUCACCGAAGAGCAGCAUCGGCUUGUGAGCGUAGCCGACUCGUUUCUGGGUGUUCUCAGGCCAUUUGACCUGAAACUUCAACAGAAUCCAUUCAUUUUUUGUUCUUCUAGAGAUAGAUGGGAUAAGGAGUUCUUCAAACUUCAAGGAGGGUAAUAAAUUUUAAGAAUUUGUCGAUUUUUCGGAGGGCUUUUUGGCUGCAUUUCUGCUAUAAUAUAUUGUCACAAGUUUUGAGUCUUUGAGAUGGGUUCUUCUGCGCAAAGAUCAUCAACCUUGACCACAAAUGUGGCAGAAUUAGUUGAUGUUUCAGCUAAGCGGCCGGAGGUCUCGUACAUUCAUACCAUGCCUAUUUAUGUUAGGGAGCUGAUUGCUGGAGGGGCAGCUGGGGCAUUUGCUAAGACUGCUAUUGCGCCGCUGGAACGGACCAAGAUACUCUUGCAGACAAGAACAGAUUUUCGUUCUCUGGGGGUAGGUCAAUCUUUGAACAGGGUACUAAAGCAUGAAGGCUUUCUAGGAUUCUACAAAGGAAAUGGAGCUAGUGUUGUUCGAAUUGUUCCAUAUGCAGCCUUACAUUACAUGGCAUACGAGCGGUAUAGGUGUUGGAUCUUGAAUAACUAUUCUGCUUUGGGAUCAGGGCCUCAUAUUGAUCUUUUAGCCGGUUCAGCAGCUGGAGGAACAGCAGUCUUAUGCACUUACCCCUUGGACUUGGCUCGCACAAAACUUGCUUAUCAGGUUGUUAACACCAGAGGAAAAUUCACUUAUGGUAUGAAAGGUGUUCAUAGUCAAAUCUCUUAUAAGGGCAUUGGUGAUGUGCUCUCUAGUGUCUACAAGGAAGGAGGUCUGCGGGGGCUUUAUCGCGGUGUAGGCCCCACACUGACCGGAAUCCUUCCUUAUGCUGGUUUAAAGUUCUACAUAUAUGAGAAACUUAAAAGCCACGUUCCUGAGGAGUAUGAAAAGUCUAUUGGGAUGCGUCUUUCCUGCGGAGCUUUGGCUGGCUUAGUUGGGCAAACCUUCACAUACCCAUUGGAUGUUGUUAGGAGACAAAUGCAGGUUGAGAAUCUGCAGCCUUCAGGUGGUGUUAGGUACAAAAACACAUUGGACGGACUUAAAUUUAUUAUCCGCAAUCAAGGAUGGCAAAAGUUGUUUGCAGGCCUGAGCAUUAACUAUAUCAAGAUUGUUCCUUCUGUUGCAAUUGGUUUCACAGCAUAUGACGCGAUGAAAGUUUGGCUCCACGUUACACCCCAACAGAAGUCCCAACGAAUAACUGCUGCAUAAUCAGAGAGACUCAGAAUCUGUAACAUAGAAACUUCAAAUAGAUGGCAUCAAGCCAUCAAUUGAGCGAAUUACAAGAGAUUAUUGAUUUUACACCAUUGUUAUUCCAAUUAAGUUUCUGUCUGUGAUUCACUUAGAGUGAUUUCACUAUCAUUAGCAACCAGCAAGUAUCAAAACACGGAGAAUUUAGGCAGUGUGUCCGGAAUAUGCAUGCUUUUGGACUUUUAGCAAAUACCCUUCCACAUGGAGCCAUGAACAGGGAGAAAGUCUUGCCCAUCACAAAGGGCUUGUAUCUGUUUUAGUCAAUAAAGGCUUGUCUCCUUCAUAGAAGACCCCACGGUCUUUUUAUGUGGGAUGGGCUAAUAGGGCCAUUUUGUUUUUUGUGAAAAGUGAUUCCUCAUGGUUAUCCCGUUCUACGCCACUAUCAAUGACCAGUACAAGGAGUACUGUAUUGGAAUGGAGAAUAUCACAAAUGAUCACUCAAUUUUUACUUAUUUGA
Rosa chinensis is the source of this 2330-nucleotide messenger RNA. Its product is annotated as mitochondrial carrier protein CoAc1. Lineage: Eukaryota; Viridiplantae; Streptophyta; Magnoliopsida; Rosales; Rosaceae. The record is from RefSeq and is a predicted model, not a curated record. The transcript has 7 exons. Gene Ontology annotation, biological process: transmembrane transport. The coding region runs from base 803 to 1834 and encodes 343 amino acids.